Molecule: messenger RNA, 896 nt
Organism: Phanerochaete carnosa HHB-10118-sp
Lineage: Eukaryota; Fungi; Basidiomycota; Agaricomycetes; Polyporales; Phanerochaetaceae
Exons: 6
Molecular function (GO): hydrolase activity
Source: RefSeq, a predicted model, not a curated record
GUCUACGUCGCCGGCCCUGCAAACCCUGGAAAGCUCGCCGUGAUCUGCGUCUUUGACAUCUUUGGCUUCAAGCCGCAGACCCAGCAGGGUGCGGACAUCCUUGCCGAAGAGCUGGGGGCUCAAGUAUACAUGCCCGACUUCUUCGAGGGCGACGAGCCCUGGACUCUGGACAAGUUCCCGCCGACUAAGCCGGAGGACCAGCAGAAGUUCCAGGAAUGGUUCGCCGGUUUCGCGAACCCCGCCAACCAUGUCCCGCGCGUCAUCAAGGUUGCUGAGACUUUGAAGAGCGAGGGUGUCCAGUUCAUCGUUACCUACGGCUUCUGCUGGGGUGGCAAAGUUGCGCUCAGCGCCGCGACACAGCCCGGAGGCUUGAUCGAAGCGGUCUCAUGCAUUCAUCCUGCCAUGCUCUCGGCCGCCGACUACGAGAAUCUCAAUGUCCCGGUCGGUUUAUUCAUCAGCAAUGAUGAGCCGACGGAGGAAUUCGAGAAGAUUCAGAGCAUCUUAGCCAAGAAACCUUUCGCUGACAAGAACUCAUUCAAGCACUUUGACUCUUUCCACGGCUUCGCUGCUGCGCGUGCGAACCUCGAUGACGCUGAUAACAAGGCUAAAUACGAGUCGCUGUACAAGAAGCUUUUGCACUUCACGAAGAAGGCCAGCGGUCAAGAAUGAGCAGUGACGCUGUAGUCUUUGUUUUGCCACACCGACUGCGACAUGCAAAUCAAGCUACGAAGGAAUCACAUUGUACAGAACAAAUGCUUAGGCAAGCAGAAACAUCUAAGAUGCACAAAUACCCAGGCAAAUUGAUGGAUUGAGACCUCAAUGCCUACUUGAGACUUGAUAUGAAACGGCUGUGCGAGGGAGCAGGCAGGUACUGCAACGCGUAUCUUCGAAAAUGA